Molecule: messenger RNA, 2784 nt
Organism: Zygotorulaspora mrakii
Lineage: Eukaryota; Fungi; Ascomycota; Saccharomycetes; Saccharomycetales; Saccharomycetaceae
Gene: LAM6
Product: Lam6p
Exons: 1
Coding region: 1-2784 (927 amino acids)
Biological process (GO): intracellular sterol transport
Cellular component (GO): plasma membrane; endoplasmic reticulum-plasma membrane contact site; endoplasmic reticulum membrane
Molecular function (GO): sterol binding; sterol transfer activity
Source: RefSeq, a predicted model, not a curated record
AUGUCGUUCUCGAAUGACAAAUGGGAACCUGUUUCUGAUGAUGUGGUAGAAGUGGCUGAAGCGGCUGAAGCGGCUGAUGACAGUGAAAUGACAUUGACUUACCGCAAAGGUAAUGGCAGCAAUGGGUGCAGUGAUAAUUUCACAGCUACUGAAGAGAAAGAGGAAGAUGGGACUUCGAGUAAUAGCGACUUUGGAAAAAGUUCAGCAGGUGUGGAUAUUAUAUCUUUCGAGGACGAGAACGAAGACACCAAGGCAGAAGAGAAUGACGAGCAAAACGAUAAAUCAAAUGAGGUUAAACGGAGCAGCAGUAAAACGGAGCAUAAUGAGGAAAAUGUCAGCAACAAUGUGGAUGCGCUCAGUUUUACGGACUCAGAAGACUCUAGGAAAUUAGUUGAUAAGAGAAGGCGAUCUCAAUUGAGCUCUCUCCCUUCUCCAAGGUCUUCCAAUCAUAGAAAAUCUGCAUCUUCAUUGGAUGUUAGUGUCCCACUUACUUUAAAGUCUAGUCCCGCAGACCCCCAUCUAUCAGAUGUAAAUUCUAUUUCCAGUACAGAAAAGAUGUCUCAAAACAAAUAUACCGCUUUAAACUCGGUAAGCAAUAUAAUGAGCAAUGCCGAACAAGACUCUCAAUCCACCAUUAAUAAGCCCGCUCAAGAAAUCCCACAGCGAGUAGCGCAAGCGUCCUUUUUUGAUAAUAUGAUUUCGUCUCUUUCAUUUAAAACAGCUGGACCAAACGGCUUUUCAAAUGCAAACAAAACUUCACAGAACGGUAACGGUAAACCAACAAAUCCACCUGAUAUCAUAACGCAUAGGAGACAGACAUCUGUUGAUAAUAAGAAAUUAGGAAGCAGGAAAGACUCUGUGAUGGAUAUCGCUGAAUCACCUUUACAACAAGCGGAGAAACCUAAAGAAGUAUUUUAUAAAACGCUACCAUCGGAUAACCAAAAAUUCGACCCAAAGAGGUUUGUGGAUGAAAAAUAUCUAGAUACGCCAUUUCACUAUGCAUCGGAAGAGAGGAAUGUAGAAUUUCACAGUUUGUUCACUACUAUGUCUAAGAGUGAUCGACUUUUGGAUGAUUUCAGUUGCACACUCAGCAGAGAAUUUCUGUACCAAGGAAGGAUAUACGUGUCAGUGGAUCACUUGUGUUUUCACUCCAAUCUUCUAGGAUGGGUUGCGAAAGCUAUAAUACCUUUCAAGGAUGUGACGUACAUGGAAAAAACAUCGACAGCAGGUCUGUUUCCUAACGCAAUCUCUAUUGAAACAGAGAAUGGAAGGACACAAUUCAAUGGCUUCAUUUCGAGAGAUGGUGCAUUUACUUUAAUCAAGGAAGUGUGGUCAAGAGCACUGUUGCAGUUAGGAGAAGGCGGAAAUCAAAAGUCAGUUCCUUUAGAUUCUUCCGUAGACAACGAAACUCUUUUGAUGGAUUCUGGAUUCAACAAUAAGGCCUUUGGAAACAUGACUAGGCCAAGCGAGCCACCAAGUCGCGCUUCUUUCAUCAGCGAGAACGACUCUAUAAUAGAGGACGCUAUACGAUCUGUGGACGACUACACACCCUCAUACCCUAGACGUGAUUCUGAAGCCCUUACCGAUGAAUAUUCAGAUGAUGAAGAGGACAAUGGAGUCGAAGCAAAGGACGAAGCUAAAGUAAAAGUAUACAAAUUGAAACAAGGCUCCAAAUAUGAUUACGACGGCCCCUAUUACGGAAAAGAAACUCAAUUGCCAUUUACGCCUGAGAAUGGUAAUGACUAUGUUCUAUCGGAAUUAGAGUAUAAUGCUCCACCGGGCGUAGUUUUUCAGCUAUUAUUCAGUGGCAACAAUCCAUCAUUCUGGCUCGAGUUUUUCCAAUCACAAGACUCCUCCAAUUUUUCAGAUAUUGGAAAUUUCGAGAAUGUAGAUGAGGAGGGUUGUCGCUAUAGAAAUUUCACCUAUGCUAAAGGACUUCAUUUUCCGGUUGGACCCAAAUCAACUAAAUGUGUUGUUGAAGAGAAAAUUUUGCAUAUGGAUUACUCGGAUUAUAUAGAUGUUCUGAACACUACAAGAACGCCUGAUGUUCCAAGUGGAGGUAGCUUUUCCACAAAAACAAGAUAUCUUUUUAGAUGGGGAUCGGCAACAACAUGUAUUUUAAAAGUUUCAUUUUUCGUGGAUUGGACAGCUGGUAGUUGGAUAAAGUCUAUGAUAGAGUCUAGUUGCAAAAGUGGUCAAAUAUCAGCUACAAAGGAUUUGGUCAAACAGAUACAGAGAUACGUUGAGGAUAAUACCUUUGAGACCUUUUCAAGCAUCCCAAGCUCGCCGAAAAAGACGCAAUCAAGAAGUAAGGGUUCAUCCAAAAGUUCCAAAGAUGUUUCAAAGAAAGCUUUCACCAGCAAGACGGUUCUUCCCAUGCCCAAGCCCACUGCUUUUGAAAAACCAAGUGCAUUUAAAAGUGGCAACUCUGUGGUUCUUUUGUCACUUGUCGUGAUAAUAGCACUGCUGGCUUUAAAUCUCAUAUAUCAAAUUAUCAUCAAGAAAGACCUUGACAGAAUAAUUGAUGCUCCCUUUUUCAAGCUGCUCGCUCCAGAGAAUCACAACUUUCAUGCAUUUGCUCGAUCACUCGUUGAUAUUCCAGCAAAAGCUAAUAAUAGUAAAUUCCGAGAGCUGCUAAUACCUAAAUUAUGGGCUGCAUUGCAGGAUAAAGUGGUUGCGAACUUCACUGAUGUGUCCGAAGUUGAAAGCACAUCUAAUCAAGUAUCCCGAGAGCAGUUGAUAACGUUUAUUGAGACUCUGCUCAAGGAAAUAUCUGAUAUUUAG